AUGGGCAAUGGAAAUCAUUCUACUGCAGCUGUGUUUGUGUUGGUGGGAUUAACACAGCAGCCAGAGCUCCUGCUGCCCCUUUUCCUCCUGUUCCUGGGAAUCUAUGUGGUAACAGUCAUGGGGAACCUGGGCAUGAUCCUGCUCAUCACUGUCAGCCCACUGCUGCACACUCCCAUGUAUUAUUUCCUCAGCAGCUUAUCCUUUGUUGAUCUCUGCUAUUCCACUGUCAUUAUACCCAAAAUACUGGUGAACUUUCUUGGGAAGAAAAAUUUGAUCUUUUACUCUGAAUGCAUGCUCCUGACUGCUAUGGCAUAUGAUCGCUAUGUGGCCAUCUGCAAACCAUUGCUGUACAAUGUGGUCAUGUCUUCUAGACUCUGCUCACUGUUAGUUCUGAUUGCCUUCAUUCUAGGCCUUUUGUCUGCCAUUGCACAUACAAGUGCUAUGAUGAAACUGAGCUUUUGUAAAACCCACAUCAUAAGCCAUUACUUCUGUGAUGUUCUCCCCCUCCUCAACCUGUCCUGCUCUAACACACGCAAAAAUGAGCUUCUCCUAUUUAUCACUGGAGGGAUCAACACCUUGGUGCCCAUCCUAGCUGUGACCAUCUCCUAUGUCUUCAUCUUUAACAGCAUCCUUCGCAUCAGGUCAUCAGAGGGCCAGUCCAAAGCCUUUGGAACCUGCAGCUCUCACCUCAUGGCUGUCAGGAUCUUCUUUGGGUCUAUCAUCUUUAUGUAUUUCAAGCCUUCUUCAAGUACCUCUCUAGAGCAAGAGAAGGUGUCUUCUGUAUUCUAUACCAUAGUGAUCCCUGUGCUGAACCCAUUAAUAUAUAGUUUGAGGAACAAAGUUGUGAAGAAAGCCUUGGGCAGAUUUUUGGUGGGGAGAUAA
Molecule: messenger RNA, 882 nt
Organism: Onychomys torridus (southern grasshopper mouse)
Lineage: Eukaryota; Metazoa; Chordata; Mammalia; Rodentia; Cricetidae
Product: olfactory receptor 8D1-like
Biological process (GO): G protein-coupled receptor signaling pathway; sensory perception of smell
Cellular component (GO): membrane
Molecular function (GO): G protein-coupled receptor activity; olfactory receptor activity; odorant binding
Source: RefSeq, a predicted model, not a curated record